This is a messenger RNA of Lutra lutra (Eurasian river otter), 871 nucleotides long. Its product is annotated as PDZ domain-containing protein GIPC2-like. The coding region runs from base 34 to 699 and encodes 221 amino acids. Gene Ontology annotation, molecular function: protein binding. The transcript has a single exon. The record is from RefSeq and is a predicted model, not a curated record. NCBI's taxonomy places the organism in Eukaryota, Metazoa, Chordata, Mammalia, Carnivora, Mustelidae.
UCCAGGCGGUAUUAAAACACACCUAAAGUUGAUAUGGAAAAUCUCUUAGGAUCGCAUGUAGGUCUUGAAGAUUUCAUAUUUGCCCAUGUGAAAGGGAACCAAAAAGAAGUGAAUGUAUAUAAGUCUGAGGACUCACUUGGUCUCACCAUUACAGAAAAUGGAACUGGCUAUGCUUUUAUAAAGAGAAUUAAAGAUGGUAGCCUAAUUGAUGCAGUUAAAACCAUCUGUGUGGGGGAUCAUAUUGAAUCCAUAAAUGGAGAAAAUAUCACUGGGUGGCGUCAUUAUGAUGUUGCAGAAAAAUUAAAGGAAUUUAAAAAAGGUGAAUCCUUUACCUUGAAGUUAAUGGAACCUAAGAAGGCAUUUGAAGUAGAGCCAAGGUCAAAAGCUGGACAAUCAUCAGCAGAAAAAAUUGGUGCUGGAAGAGAGACACUUCGCCUGAGAUCAAAGGGUCCUGCCUCCAUGGAAGACAUGCCCUCCGAAACCAAGACAAAAGCAAUUGAAAAGAUUGAUGAUCUUCUUGAAUUGUACAUGGGAAUUCAAGAUAUCGAUUUAGCUACCACAAUGUUUGAAGCUGGUAAGGACAAAGGUAAUCCAGAUGAAUUUGCUGUGGCACUUGACGAAACUCUUAGAGACUUUGCGUUCCCAGAUGAAUUUGUCUUUGAUGUUUGGGGAGUCAUUGGUGAUGCGAAACGAGAAUGACGAUGACGUGGAUGAUCCGUCUCUGGAGAAAUGAACAUUCUUUUUAAAAAUAUCCAUAAGAUCUGAUUUUUAGACACUGUUACAGAUUCUGGUUUGGUCUGAUGUAUAUGGAAUAUUCUUUUUAUAGCUAGAGUCACCUUCUUUUGUCUCCUUAUUUUCAAAACACAACCAG